GUCACGCAUCCGCACCGAGCUUGCGCCCCGCCUCCGUCUCGCCUCUUCACCAGCCCGACACCGCAGCAGCCCGCAGAUAGAAACACAGAUGGUGUACUCAGUCGAGAUCGACUCGGCGGGAAACUUCCGCGACCGCGAGAACCGCGUCAUCACCCUCCGCGGCAUCAAUCUCUCCGGCGACUCGAAGCUCCCGGCGACGCCUGCAAUCCCUUCACACGUCUCCGACAACUUCUUUGAUGGCGACAACGUGUCCUUCGUCGGCAAGCCGUUCCCGCUCGACGAGGCCGACUCGCAUCUUGGACGCAUUGCGAGCUGGGGGUUUAACGUCGUCCGAUACGUGUUUACAUGGGAGGCGCUGGAGCACGCUGGACCUGGACAAUAUGACGAGGAGUUCAUUCAGAGCACGAUCCAGCUCCUGGCUAAGAUUAAAGAGUUUGGCUUUUACUGCUACAUGGAUCCCCACCAAGAUGUCUGGAGUCGAUUCUCCGGAGGCUCUGGUGCGCCGAUGUGGACCCUAUACGCCGCCGGACUAGAUCCGACCUCGUUCGCGUACAACGAGGCGGCCUUGGUCCAAAACACAUGGCCCGAUCCCGCAACGUUCCCCCGCAUGACCUGGGCGACAAACUACGAGCGCCUCGUCUGUCUCACCAUGAACACGCUCUUCUGGGCCGGACGCGAUUUCGCGCCGAACGCGAUCAUCGACGGGGUUAAUAUCCAGGAUUAUCUACAGGACCAUUUCAUCAACGCUGUAGCGCAUUUCGCAGAGAAGAUCGAGGCGUCGGGGAUCGACGAUGGGUUCAUCCUGGGAUGGGAAACAAUGAACGAGCCUAACCGCGGCAUGCUCGGAUUCCAUGAUAUCUCUGUGAUUCCCGACCACCAGAAAUUCCGCUCGUACACCUGUCCUACACCGUACGAGUCUCUUUUACUCGGCAGCGGGCGAUCUCUCGACAUUCCCAUAUUCCAAUUCGGACCUCUAGGUUCCUACAAGAGCGGGAGUAAGAUCGUGAACGAGACCAAGCGGUCGGCGUGGAUCCCGGAGGAUUAUGACGAUUCCCGGUAUGGAUGGAAACGCAGUCCUUUGUGGAAAAAGGGGUCAUGUAUCUGGGCACAGCACGGCGUAUACGACGCAGAAAGCGGGAAGCUUUUAAAGUCAAACUACUUCCUGAAGAAUCCUGACGGCGUCGAUUUGUCGGGCGAGCAGUGGGCGGAUGUCUACUACAUCAACCACUGGCACAAGUACGUUGACGCGAUCCGCAACGUCAAUCCUGACGCGAUCGUGUUUGCUCAGACACCUGUACUUGCUAUCCCGCCCGACUUCAUCAAAAUGGGCGCGGUCAAGCCGCGAAUGGUCUUCACACCGCAUUACUACGAUGGCCUGACACUGAUCCGAAAGCACUGGAGUAGCUACUGGAAUGUUGACGUUGUCGGCGUUUUGCGCGGCAGAUACUGGUCCCCCGCGUUUGCGCUCCGCUUCGGCGAGCGGUCUAUCCGAAACUGUCUUCGUGACCAGCUCACGUGUUUGAAGACCGAGGGAAUCGAAAAGUUUGGCCGAGGUGUGCCGUGCUUGAUGAGCGAGAUCGGGGUGCCGUUUGACAUGAACGACAAGAAGGCGUACGAGACCGGCGACUACAACGCGCAAGUUCGGGCGCUGGACGCAAACAUCUUUGCGCUCGAAGGCUCGAUGCUGCAUCACACAUACUGGACAUAUGCGGCGUGUAACACCCACCAAUGGGGCGACCACUGGAACGGCGAGGACCUGAGUUUCUACAGUGGCUCGGACGCAGCUCGGAAGCCGCCUACGUGCUCUAAAACGCCGCAACUGUCACAGCUAUCGCUCGAGUCAUCAGCAGCGACGGACUCGGCAUCUAGUGUCUCGCUCAUGACCAUGGACCCGUACCGGUCAACAGGCUGGUGGUCGAUGAGGGCAGAUUACGUCGGCAGCAGGGCCGCGCAGGCGUUUGUGCGCCCGUUCCCUCUUGUUACGGCGGGCUUGCCGCGAGAAUACGGCUUUGAUCUCGCAAAGAAGGAGUUUUCGAUGGUCAUCGUCGCCGACGAUAACACGGGCCAACCCAGCAACGCGACACAGAUCCAUGUGCCUGAGCUGCACUUUCCCAACGGGGUCAUGGACGUUCGCAUUUCCUCUGGUCGGUUUGAGAUUGAUAAAGUUGCGCAGCGACUACGCUGGUGGCACGACGACGGCGUGCAGAGUAUCAGGAUCUUUGGAUUAGCUAGGGAUAGCAGCUACACUGCGUCGAAGGAAGCCGACGCAGACACGAUAUGUUCUGGGUGCUGAUGGGAGCUGGUUUUAGAUCUGGGUUGUGAUUUUGGGGUGCUCGGUUUUCUUCUCGUUCAGUUUCUGCUUUUUAGUGCCUUUUCGUUACUUUAGAUAGAUUACCUAAUGGAGGAAUCGAAAUAUACAAAUAGCAUCAAAGUAGGCGGCUCACGCCAUUGUUACUGCACGGAGAACGCGUAGUCUAUCUCAGAGCAGGCUUAUCUUUAAGGUGAUGUUUAUUCAGCACAUGCACUAUAUUAACCUGUAACCAUCCAAUGUAUCAAACCCAAAUAACCCGAAGGUACAGCCCCCAUCUCAGUUUUUCGUGGCCUCCAAGGCAACAUACGACGGGA
Myxozyma melibiosi is the source of this 2625-nucleotide messenger RNA. Its product is annotated as glycoside hydrolase superfamily. Gene Ontology annotation, biological process: ergosteryl 3-beta-D-glucoside catabolic process. The transcript has 3 exons. Gene Ontology annotation, molecular function: steryl-beta-glucosidase activity. The coding region runs from base 89 to 2293 and encodes 734 amino acids. The record is from RefSeq and is a predicted model, not a curated record. Lineage: Eukaryota; Fungi; Ascomycota; Lipomycetes; Lipomycetales; Lipomycetaceae.